Rotaria sp. Silwood1 is the source of this 3513-nucleotide messenger RNA. The record is from the annotation of a GenBank genome assembly. NCBI's taxonomy places the organism in Eukaryota, Metazoa, Rotifera, Eurotatoria, Philodinida, Philodinidae.
AUGUUUAAAUUUAAACUUGGUCGAAAACAACCCGAAGAAAAUGAAUCACGUCGGCGUCUUCAAAAAGAAUUAUUUGGCUUCAAUAAAAUAUGUGAUCGAGGUUUUCCAUCACAUCCAUCAGCAAUUGCUUAUGAUUCUCAAUUAAAAUUAAUUGCUAUUGGUACACAUACGGGAGAAAUUCGGAUUUAUGGUCAACCAAAUUUUCAGUUAUCAUAUGAUCUUAACACAUCAUCAAUUCGUAAAAUAAUCUUUUUAAAUGGUAUAGCACGGCUUCUUGUAUUAACAAGUGAUGGUUAUUUACAUUUACUUGAAAUAAAUAAUUUAAAUACUAUACAUAUUGAUCAUUUAUGUACAUCAAAUGAAGAUAUUGGAAUGAUUUUAAAAAAUACACAAACAUUAUGUUUAUUAAGAAAUAAUUUAAAUCUAUUAAUUGGUCUUAAUAAUGGAAAUAUUUAUUCAUUUAAUAUUGAAAAUUUUUCACUCAAUACAAAUCCAAUUAUUCCAACAGAAACUAUAGAAAAAAUAAUUGUUGAAAACUGUAGUGGACGUAUUAUUCAUCCAGGUUCGGUACAAUCAAUUGUACAACAUCCAAUAAAUGAUGAUAAAAUCUUAAUUGGUUAUAAAAAUACACUUAUUGUGCAUUGGGAUUUACCAUCAAAUAGUCAUGAUAGAACUUAUAUUUAUAAACAGGAAGUCGAAUCUGUUUGUUGGUAUAAUCAGGGUAGAAAUUUUGCUACUUGUCAUAGUAAUGGAAGUUAUGCAUUAUGGGAUGCUAAACAACAAUUAAAUAUAGUUGAAAUAGAAAAAAUUCCUUAUGGACCAUAUCCAUGUACACCAAUGACAAAAAUUGAUGUAAAAAUUAUGAGAAAUGGUGAUCCUUUAAUAAUAUUUUCCGGUGGUUUACCUCGUUCAAGUUAUUCCAAUAAACAUACUGUUAGUUGUCUAUGUGAAAAUGAACAUAAUAAUGAACGAACACGACAUGUAACAUUUGAUUUUACAACAGGAAUCAUUGAUUUUUUUACUAUUGAUAAAUUAUCAAAUGAUGGAUCUCGUGAUGAUCCUCAAUCACUUGUAAUUUUAUUACAUGAAGAAAUCGUCAUGAUUGAUCUUAUUACUGAUAGUUGGCCAUCAUAUCCUUUACCAUAUUUGAAUAGUAUUCAUGCAUCACCUGUUAUAUGUACAACAUUUGCAUGUAAUGUUAAUCAAGAAUUUUAUAAAAAACUUAUUAAUUAUGCAUCAAUACAAUUUGAAGAUUAUUCAGAUCGAAAAUGGCCAAUAACAGGUGGAGAAAUAACUAAAAUUGAACAUGAUUCACAACAAAAACAUUUAUUACUAACUGGACAUGAAGAUGGAUCGGUACAAUUUUGGGAUGUAACAAAUAUUUCUAUGCCAUUGAUUUAUAAGUUAAAAACAAGUGAUUAUUUUCAAAUUGAACAGCCAAUAAAUGAUGAUACAGAUGAAGAAACAUGGCCACCAUUUAGAAAGACUGGUAUUUAUGAUCCAUAUUGUGAUGAUCCACGUCUAGCUAUACAAAAACUAGCAUUAUGUACUAAUACAAAUACUCUUAUUGUCGCUGGAACAGCUGGACAAGUUCUUACAUUUCAAUUUACAGCUGAACCUACUGAUGUGAACUUACUAACAAUAACAGUAAAUUUAUUAGAUGGUUGUGAAAGUUAUGUAUGGAAAGGACAUGAAGAAAUGAGAACUAAAUCAACAUUUGUAUCAUCUGGUUUUAUCGCUACAUCAUUUAUUCAACUUUAUCCGCCGGCUGCUGUUUCAGCUUUAGCUUUAUGUUCUGAUAUUCAAUGUUAUGCUGUUGGUACAGCACACGGUUUUACAUUAAUUAAUUAUCAACAAAAUCGAAUUCUUACUGCUAAAUGCACACUUGAUCCAAACACUUUAGGACAUACAUCUAAAAUUCCAUCAUCAAUUGGUGAAUCAACAUUAAUUCGUGGACGUUCAUUAAAAAAAUCUCUUCGAGAAUCUUUUCGUCGUUUUCGUAAAGGACGCACAAUAAAAAAAUCUACAAUGAUACCAACAACACAACGAAUAGAUGAAAAUAAUUCAUUAUCACCAACAAGUAUUCAUUUAGAAGAGAUAACACGUGUACCUGUUGAACGACAAGUUGAGUUUCGAGAAUUUAAACAAAAUGAUGAUCAAGUCAUUAGUAUGAUUCGUUGUCUUUAUUUUGCUAAAACUUUUCUCAAUAGUCUACAUGAUCGAACUCGUUCUCUUUGGGUUGGUACAAAUGGUGGACAUGUGUAUGUUUAUUCAAUAAUUGGUUUUGAAUCUCAAUCAAUAAAUCGAACAACAAUUACUACAGAUCAAACAAGUAGUUGUUCAUUAGCAAAAGAAAUUCGAUUAAAACAUAAGGCACCUGUAUUAAGUAUUAUUGUGCUUGAUAAUUCAAAUCAAUCUAUAGGACAAGGUUCAAAUAUUCCAUCAAUUGAUUCCACAUGCUCAAUUUCAGAUAUUCCUAAUCCAGCAACAACGAAUUCAGACAAUGUUAUUGCACAUAAAGUCCUCAUCUGUUCUGAAGAACAAUUUAAAAUAUUUACAUUACCACAUUUAAAACCGCUUUGUAAAUAUAAAUUAACAGCAACAGAAGGUACGCGUGUACGAAAAAUAAAUAUUAAUAAAUUUACACUUAAAACAGAUAAUCCAGAUGAAUCUCAUUCAGAAAAUUGUCUUAUAUGUUUGGAUAAUACGGGUCAAAUUGGUAUUUAUUCAUUACCAACAUUGCGUCGUCAAGUUUUAUUUAAUUGUGUCAAACCAACUGAUAUUACAGCAUUAUCAAGUGUACAAUUUACACCAUAUGGACAUGCUUUUUAUUUACAAUCAUCAUCUGAAUUAACAGAAGUAACAUUUUCAUUACAAAAUAUUUCAUCUUAUUCAAUGAUGAUUUCAUAUGAUAAACUUCAACGUAAAACAAUAUUAAGAUUAAUAGAAGAUCAAUCAAGUAAACAAAUAGGUUCGCAAAAAAAUGAAUCAAAUGAUCAUAUGAAUGAAUUGACACAUGAAAAACAUCAUGAAACAUUAUCAAAAGAUUCAAUUUCUUCAUUUACACCUAAGAAUAUUGAUAAUAAAAAUGAAAUUGAUGAACCUGAAUCAAUAAUAAUAGUAAAAUCAAAUCAAAAUGAAACAAACAGUGGUUUUAGUACGAAUUCUGAUUCUGCAAUUGAUUUAAAUUCAAUGAAUAUUACCAAUAAUCAUCCAUCACAUGAGGAAGUUUUAAAAUCGAUUGAACAUGAUCCACCUUCAUUUCAAUCAACACCAUUAAAAAUCACAGUUGAACCAUCAAUAAUAGUUUCGCAAAAUGGUCAGCAUCCAUCAGUUUCACCAGUACUUUCAAAAUCAAGUAAAAAAGGUGCAGCUCCACCACCACCAAAACCAUCUAAAUUAAUAUCAGUAAAAGUUCGUCAAGCACCAACUAUAGAUGAAGUUCAUUGUUAUAAUGGUACAAAUAAUAAAGCAUCGUCACCAACUCAACAAACAGCUGCCAUACAUACUUAA